AUGUCAUCAUCACUAGAGGUCGAACGUUGUAAUCAAAGAAAUGAAGAGGUCACUGUUUCUAGAGACAGUAUCAGUUCGUUACCCAACGAUUUGUUCAUCCAGAUUUUGUUGCUUGUCCCAACGAAAGAUGCAAUGGCCACAAUGGUUUUGUCAAAACGAUGGCGUUAUCUCUGGACGUUGGUGCCUAAAAUCGAGUACACAGACACUAGUGAUGAGUGCGAAAGCAUGUUGGGAAAUUGGUUGCAAAAUGCAGUUGAUCGCUCUGUGCGCAAGGUAGAGUUGGAGCUACUCUGGACCGCGAAGCCUACUAGCUUGCGUAAGAGCUUUUACACAUGCAAAACGCUAGUGGAAAUGACUCUUUCGGACAAGAUUCUUGUGGAUGUGCCUACUUCGGUUUGCCUCCCGUCACUAAAAAUAUUGCGCCUAUUCUUUGUGAUAUUCAAAGACGAAUAUUCUCUCGAGAGGCUUCUAUCAAGUUGCUUAGUUCUUGCUGGAUCGAGAGUGUACCUCGGCAUCAAUGAUUUCUGGAGAUACCCUUUCCCCAUUGUGAAUAAGCUUCGCUUUGAUGUGCCACGUAUCUCCGUUUUCUGUAAAUAUGAUGACAAGUUUCUUAGAGCUAUCUCAAUUGUCACGUCUCUUAUUUUAUCUUUGGAACAUCCAAUGGAUAAUAAUGGAUAUCAACCCGGGAAUCUAGCAUUCUCAUGGAACCAACCAAGUUUAGCCCCCAGAUGCUUGUCGUCUCAUUUAGAGGAGUUUGCGUGGGAGGGAUAUAGAGCAAGCAAAGAAGAGAAACAGCUCAUGAGAUACAUACUUGCUAACUCAAAGUGUUUAAAGAAAGUGGCAGUCGCCUUGGUAUCAACCUCCAAUCUUGAAUAG
This is a messenger RNA of Camelina sativa (false flax), 876 nucleotides long. The record is from RefSeq and is a predicted model, not a curated record. Lineage: Eukaryota; Viridiplantae; Streptophyta; Magnoliopsida; Brassicales; Brassicaceae.